UGGUUCCUUCCAGAUCUGCAAGUUUGUGUGUGUGUGUGCGUCUCAGGAUGUAUCACCAGCCGGUGCUGAAGAACAGGCGCACUCUCCUCGAGAGAGCCGAGAAGUUUAUCUCUGAUAUUUAUUUCACUGACUGCAAUCUGAGAGGACGACUUAAUGGAGACUCCUGCCCACUGCAAUCAAUCUCCUCCUUCCUGUCUGCCAAAAGAAUCACAUUCACUGAAGCCUGCAAACAGAACUUUGCACCUUAUAAAGUUGGUGAAACCUUUGGGCCGACGUGGUGGACAUGCUGGUUUAAGGUGACCCUCACAAUCCCCGAGUCCUGGAGAGGGAGAGAGGUGCAUUUUCUGUGGGAAAGUGAUGGGGAGGGGAUGGUUUGGAGAGAUGGGCAGCCAGUCCAGGGCCUAACGAAAGAGGGAGAAAAGACGAGCUACAUCUUGUCAGAAUGUCUGAAAGACGAGGAACCUCACAGUGUCACUCUUUAUGUGGAAAUGGCCUGCAAUGGCCUUUUUGGAGCUGGUCAGGGGUCGAUGAUUGCAGCUCCAGACCCAAACAGGAAGUUUUCUAUCCAGAAAGCUGAGCUGGUGAUAUUCAACCGGGAUGUAAGGCAGCUGCUGACUGAGUUUGAGAUGCUCGUUGACAUUGUUAAGGAACUUGGAGAAGGCGAGCAGCGAGGGUAUCAGGCACUCUUCACCGUCAAUGAGAUGGUAAACCUCUGUGACCCAAACGAUCCCAGCUCUUUCUCGGAAGCACGCCGCCUGGCGAGCAAGUUCUUCAACCAGCAGAACGGAGAGAGCCAGCACAUGGUCCACGCGAUGGGUCACUGCCACAUCGACUCAGCCUGGCUGUGGCCCUACGAAGAGACGAUUCGCAAAUGUGGCCGAAGUUGGGUGACGGUGGUCAAUUUAAUGGAUAAAAACCCAGAUUUCAUCUUUACGUGCUCUCAGGCUCAACAGUUCCAGUGGGUGAAGAGCUGGUACCCAGGACUUUUCUCCAAGAUUCAGCAUUACGUGAAGAAAGGCCGCUUCAUUCCAGUUGGAGGGACGUGGGUGGAAAUGGAUGGGAAUCUGCCCUCGGGAGAGUCCAUGGUCCGGCAGUUCUUGGAAGGGCAGCGGUUCUUCAACCAAGAAUUUGGGAUGUAUUGCAAAGAGUUUUGGCUCCCAGAUACGUUCGGUUACUCCGCGCAGCUUCCCCAGAUAAUGCAGGGCUGUGGCAUUUCCAAUUUUCUGACACAGAAGCUGAGCUGGAAUCUGGUCAACACCUUUCCUCACAACACAUUUUUCUGGGAGGGUCUGGACGGCUCCAAGGUCUUGACUCACUUCCCACCUGGAAAUUCCUACGAAAUGAAAGCUAAGAUUGAAGAACUGGUAAGAACUGUGAGGAAUAACAAAGACAAAGGCAGGGCCAACCACAGUGCGGCAUUGUUUGGCUAUGGAGAUGGUGGCGGUGGACCCACACAGCUGAUGCUUGACAGACUGCGCCUGGUUCAGGAUACAGAUGGACUUCCCAAGGUCCAGAUGUCCACCCCUGACAGACUUUUCUCCCAGCUCCGUGCGGAGUCGGCUCUGCUGUGCACUUGGAGUGGAGAGCUGUUCCUCGAGCUGCACAACGGCACUUAUACCACGCAGGCCCAGAUUAAACGAGAGAACCGGCAGUGUGAGACUCUGCUCCAUGAUGUCGAGGUAGCCAGCAGCUUGGCCCUGUGCCGAAACAGGACGUUUCUGUAUCCUCAGGAAAAACUGCAGCAGCUCUGGAGGCUGCUUCUUCUGAACCAGUUCCACGAUGUGAUCCCUGGCAGCUGCGUCGGGGUGGUCGUGGACGAUGCCCUCAAAUAUUACAAUGAUAUCCGUAGCGACGGUUCUGUCCUCCUGCGGGAGGCGUGCGAGGCUUUGGGGCCUAAGGGGAGCUCUGUCGGGGUCUUCAACUCUCUGCCAUGGGAGCGCCAUGAAGUCGUACAGAUUCAAGAUGGCACGGAUAAACCCGGUCUAGCCUUGGUGAGAGCUCCCAGUGUCGGUGCGUCUCCUGUCAUAGAUAUACAGCCGGUGACUGCAGUCUCCGUCACCCUUCAGGCCGACGGCACGGUCCUAAUGGAGAAUGGAAUAUUAAAGGCAGCCAUAAACAGAGACGGCACCUUGGCCUCACUGUGUUUGAUCGGUUCAAACAGAGAAACUAUCUCGGACGGCUGCGUGGGCAACCAGUUUGUCAUGUUUGACGACGUUCCUCUUUAUUGGGAUGCUUGGGAUGUGAUGGACUACCACCUGCAGACAAGGAAACCUGUGUCGGAGGUGGUGCAGCCAGCUCAUGUGGUGUCCUCGGGUGGGCUUCGGGGCAGCGUCGGCUUCACCCUCAGGAUAAGCGAUAAGAGCGUGGUCACGCAGGAGAUCGUCAUGGAUGCCAUGUGUCCUUACAUCAAGUUUGACACAAAGGUGGAGUGGGCGGAGUCGCACAAGUUCCUGAAGGUGGAGUUUCCCGUGCGAGUGCGCAGCCCCAAUGCCACGUAUGAGAUCCAGUUUGGGCAUCUGCAGAGACCCACGCACCGGAACACAUCGUGGGACUGGGCCAGAUUUGAGGUCUGGGGCCACAAAUGGGCCGACUUGUCAGAGCACAACUUCGGAGUCGCCCUUCUCAACGACAGCAAAUACGGUUAUUCUGUCCACGAGAACACAAUGACUUUGUCCCUGUUGAGAUCCCCGAAGGCCCCGGAUGCCACCGCCGACAUGGGAACUCAUCAGUUCACUUACGCAGUUAUGCCACACUCUAAAUCAUUCCAAGAAGCUUCGGUCAUCCAGUGUGCGUACAACCUCAACUUCCCUCUGAGGCUGAUCCAGUGCAGUCCCGACACCGUGCCCUGGAGUGCCUUCUCCGUCCCCGAGCCAGUCAUACUUGAGACAGUUAAACAGACUGAGGAAGGGAAGGGGAUGCUUGUACUACGUCUGUUUGAGUCACACGGGAGCAGCGUGACUGUGACUUUGCGUACCACUAUUCCAGUCAGAGAGGCAUGGCAUUGUGACCUCCUGGAGAGACGACAGUCCACCCAGCCAGCGCACGUCACGCCCGAGGGAAUCGCUCUCGACUUCACGCCCUUCCAAAUUGUCACACUUCUUCUCGUUCUGUGAGCAUAAGUGUCAAAACGAAACUUUGACGACUCUCAGGGAAUUGGCAGUUGAAACAGGAGGUGAUUACUUCAUUCAAUCAAUAAAAGACUUUUGUAAAAACUAUUUCUUUAUUCGAAAGUAUUUCCAAGUAUAAAAGUAUAAA
Cololabis saira (Pacific saury) is the source of this 3255-nucleotide messenger RNA. It is a transcript of the gene man2c1, whose product is annotated as mannosidase, alpha, class 2C, member 1. NCBI's taxonomy places the organism in Eukaryota, Metazoa, Chordata, Actinopteri, Beloniformes, Belonidae. Gene Ontology annotation, molecular function: carbohydrate binding; alpha-mannosidase activity. The record is from RefSeq and is a predicted model, not a curated record. The transcript is spliced from 26 exons. The coding region runs from base 48 to 3113 and encodes 1021 amino acids. Gene Ontology annotation, biological process: mannose metabolic process; oligosaccharide catabolic process.